AUGCGACGUACUUCGGUGUCGCUUCCGACGAGAAACGUAGCUCACGAUCCUUACGAGAAGGCAGCCAGGUAUUCUACUACGGGCGCUCGAGAAGGCGCCGCCGGCAUCCUGGAGAAAGCAAAGUCCGCCUGGAUGACGCAAAGUCAGCGCGCAAGAUACCUCAAAACGGGGGGUAUCUUGCUCUUCGUUGCCUUUCUUUUUUAUUAUCUAGCACCGUCAGGUGCUAAUGUGUAUAGUGGAGGGAAGCACACGGUCACGACUGAAGUAGGAGGAAGCAAUAAUGGGCAAUCACCUUCAGAUUCUUCUUACGGUACAACGAGAUGCUCGAAAUCUAGCGAUAAAUCGAAACCAAUCGUUCAAUAUGCCCUGAUGAUCGAUGCAGGAAGCACUGGCUCUCGUAUUCAUGUUUACAAAUUUAACAAUUGUGGCCCAACUCCGGAACUCGAGAAGGAAGAGUUCAAGAUGACUGAAAAGAGUGCUGGAGGGCUGAGUUCCUACAAAGAAAAUGCCCAAGGAGCAGCCGAAAGUCUUGAUGUUCUGAUGGAGGUUGCAAUGAAGGAAGUUCCCGAUAAGCUCAAGGGCUGUUCUCCCGUGGCUGUCAAGGCUACCGCUGGCCUUCGAUUGUUACCCCCUGAAAUGGGUGAUGCGAUUUUAGAAGCUGUACGAAAUCGUUUGGAAACUAAAUAUCCGUUCCCGGUUGUUUCUCGGGAAGAGAAUGGCGUCGCUGUGAUGGAAGGAAAAGAUGAGGGAGUGUUCGCCUGGAUCACCACGAACUUCUUGCUUGGAAAUAUUGGUGGGCCAGAAAAAACUAAGACCGCUGCUGUUUUUGAUCUCGGAGGUGGUUCGACCCAAGUAGUCUUCGAACCUACUUUCAAGCUCCCGGAGACAAUGGCACCUGGGGACCACAAGUACAAGCUUCAGUUUGGCGGCAGAGACUUUGAGCUGUACCAACAUUCUCAUCUUGGGUACGGUCUUAUGUCAGCUCGCAAGUCGAUUCACAAGGCUCUCAUCGAGAAUGUACACAAGGCUAAAGCGGAUGAUAGAAGCUGGCUUACUGAACCCAUUACACACCCAUGUAUUGCCCCGGGUUUGACACGUCCUGUCAAAGUCGAGCUUGGAAAGGAUCAUCCCCUUGGAGAGAUAGUGUCCGUCAAUAUGACAGGUCCAUCCUCUGCGGCUCCUGCACAAUGCCGAAAACUCGCUGAGCAAAUUUUGUACAAAGAUGCUGAAUGCAAGGUCGCGCCUUGCUCCUUCAACGGAAUUCAUCAACCAUCUUUGGAGAAGACCUUCACACGAGAGGAUGUAUACACCUUUUCUUACUUUUAUGACCGAACAUACCCUCUCGGCAUGCCUGAAUCUUAUACUUUGAAAGAUUUGCAGCGGUUGACUGAUCAGGUUUGUGGUGGUGCUGAGAGCUGGGACAUUUUCCAGGCCGUUCCAGGUGCUAUCAAAGAGCUCCAGGGUCGACCAGAGCACUGUCUCGAUCUCAAUUUCAUGAUGGCUCUUCUCCACACUGGAUACGAAAUGCCGGUGGACCGAGAGGUCAAGAUCGCCAAAAAGAUCAAGGAUAACGAGCUCGGUUGGUGUCUUGGUGCCAGUUUGCCAUUGCUCAGUCAAAGCUCUGGAUGGAAAUGCCGUGUCACAGAGACCACAAAAUAG
Molecule: messenger RNA, 1659 nt
Organism: Glarea lozoyensis ATCC 20868
Lineage: Eukaryota; Fungi; Ascomycota; Leotiomycetes; Helotiales; Helotiaceae
Product: GDA1/CD39 family protein
Exons: 3
Coding region: 1-1659 (552 amino acids)
Biological process (GO): nucleoside diphosphate catabolic process; protein N-linked glycosylation
Cellular component (GO): Golgi apparatus; membrane
Molecular function (GO): UDP phosphatase activity; GDP phosphatase activity
Source: RefSeq, a predicted model, not a curated record